GGCUCCGGCUCCCGCCGUCCAGAGGGAAGCGCGUCCCGCGGGUGCCGGCGUGCGCGGUCCUCCCGGGGCUCGGCCAUGCUGCUGUCGCUGCAGGCUCCGAGGGGGUCAGCGCUGCCCGCCUCCCUCCGCCCGCCCGCCCGGAGAUAAGCCAAGCCAUGACCGCAGCGCCUCGGGGGCCAGAUCUCAGUUUUUUAAAGGAGGAGGAAGCCAGGGCCAUUUUUCAGGUGCUGCAGAGGGACUCGGAGCUCCGGCGGGCUGAGAAGGACAGAGUCAGCAAACUUCUGAAGAGAAAGAAUGCUGAAACAGGGCUACAAGGAGUGACUGGAGAAUGGUUUGAAGAAAUACAAAGAAAAAAAUUUCAGAAUUACAUUGAUGUCAAUAGAAUGCUAAAACCACCAUUAGAGCACCAGCUAAGGAACAGGAAAAACACUGAUAAUAAAGAAUUAAAAAUGUCAUCCCGCACAAAUCCUCAAGCACAAAAGAACACUUCAGCUUCCUUUCUGGGGUUCAGAUCACCGUUUGCUUGGCUUUUCUCCUUUAGAAAAUCAAGGAAAAACCAGACUCAGAAGCAACCACGAUAUGACAAUUCUGCUAGCUCAUCUUCGAAAGCGGAAGAAAUGGCAACGGCUGAAAUGUGUCAUUCCCCAAUGUCAACUGAAACAAGUAGUCAUUCUUUUGAUGCAAACCAAAAUGAAAUGAUGGAGAAAAGUACACAGGAAUGGAAUGAACAGCUAGAGAAGGAGGUUUUCAGUGUUCUAAAUGAUCUGGAUGACCAGCUGGCCCAGGAACAAGCCCAAGACCCAUUGGACAGGACAGUUUCUACUAGCAAUGCAUCAAAUGUCCAAUACAGUAGUGGAUUCCCUACUUUAAAGAGGCAGACUGUUAGUAGGGGGCAACACAGAAAUGACUGGAGUGACAUGCCUAGCACAUUUUUCCCAGAUGGACUGAGAACAAUAAGAGCCAAAGAUGAACACAAGAUUUUCAUCAGACCAAGGAAAUUACACAGUGCAUAUAUAAACUGGCACCAGACAGCCUUUCAAGAAGAUUACAAAUAUGGUGAUCCAGUCGAUGGAAAUUCUUGUCUGCUAAGCAGCAGGAUGUCUUCCGUUUCUUUUGGACGGUCUUCAGAAGGUAGCUUAUAUCCUCCUUCCAUAACACAGAACAGCGGAUUUAGGCACAAGAGUUGUAUGAACAGGGAUACUGCUGGCAGAAGUUACUCUGUAUGUUCCCUUCAGAGAUGUCCAUCAUUAGUAUCUUCUGACCAGCUAUCAGCAUCUAGUUUACAAUAUCCGUUCACAAGGGAGAGCAACAAUGGUUUUUUACCAAGGUUUGGUCGACAGAACCCAAAGAGAAUUCCUCUGUCUUCUAUUGUAUGGAACAACACAACAGACUCUCCUGGACAAACAUCAACUCAAGAAAAAAUGUUUAGAACCCAAUCACUGACGGAGUUUCAUGCUACGGACCAUGGUAGAUAUCCUAGUUCUUUGCAAGAAACCAAGAAAUACUCAUGUUACCACUCAAAACACCACUACAGAAGAUCUAUUUCAAGCAGUAAUUGCUUUAGUAGAGUUAGUUGCCCUGACAAAGCUACUUCUCCAUUGUCCCUUGAUAAUUGGGAAAAUUAUCCUUUAUACAAAUCAGAAAAUAAUCUCUCUAGAUCCUACUAUAGAGACAUUUCUUCUCAUGGUAAGUUGUAUGCAAAUGAAAAAAAUUCUUAUGGAAGAAAAGACAGCUAUCCUUCUUGGGCUGAUAUUCCUCAGUACUACAGUGAUGAAGCGUUUAUUUCCCCUGAUGCCAGCUUUGAAGUGAUUAUGGCUAAUUUAAAUGACCAGCAGUGGGCACAUACAAAGAAUGCCAAGUGUGGUUCACGGCACCUGCAGAAUGAUUUUCACAUGUAUUCUCCAGAAAAUACGAAUAUCAAAAGGAUAACAAGAAGUGCAAAUAGAACUUUUUCAGAAGUCACUGAGGGCUGUCAGCCUUGGCUAAGUUGUAACUCUUCAGUUUCUUCGUCUAGUAUCAGAACUGAUGAGUCAGUCUUUCCUAAUUCAGAGGACCAAACAAAACCUAUAGGACUGAACAGGAAUUCAGUCAUCGUUACCCAAAGAAAUACUAAGGCAGACUUUACACAACUAGAAAAGGUUGCAGGUAUGAAACUGCCAGGUGAAGACUUGCCGUUACAGUCAGUUUCUCAACAAGCAGAUACAAACUACAUCAACACCCAGAGUUUUCCCUCUAAUAGCCUUGCUUCUGCCAUGUUGCAAAGUGAUGCAUCUCUCUUUAACACGAGAUCAAAGAGACAAACCCAAAUCACUGCCAGAGGAGAUACUGCAAAAAUGUAUACAUCAAAUGGUGAUAAAAGAAAUGUACAAAUGAAGGAAAACAAUUGCCCACCCAACAGUGUGUUUAGUCAGCCUCCCUGUAUUUUGCCAGCUGAUGAGAGCAGGAAGGAACCUUUCCUUCCAAGUGAGAAGGAACAGGAACAUAAUCUGCAUUACGCAGCAAAAAGAGAGAGCAUUAAACAGGAUAAUCAGAGUGCAGAAGCCAUUAACCAAGCUACUCCAAAGAGGCAGUCCUCACUGCUGAAUGUUGCUUCUGCUCCAUCCACUGAAAAAUUAGCAAACUGCCAAGGCAUGUUGUCCUGUCCUCCUGAAUGUUCAUCUAGCUCCUCACAAAGUUCUCCACAAGCACUUUCUUAUAAACACAUUUCUAAAUGUUUAGGAACGCUAACUAGUUCUUCAGUAAAUUGCACAGUUACUGAAUCUCAAGGAGAAGGUGGAAAAACAGCUCAAGUGAGCAGAAUAGGUGUUAACAAAAAGAUUUCACAGAAAACACUGCAAAAUACAAGCACUUUAGUUACUAAGGACUCUAAUGGACAAUUCACUACUAGUUCUCCACAAAAUGGAAAUUCUGGAAAUAUUUAUAUGCAUAGCUUUGAUGGAGACCCCAAGACCUCUGAACAUAGUUUAAGUUAUUUUUGCCUAGAAAAAGAAAGCGGAAAAAUAAGGAGUAAUUCACCUUGUAUUGAAAGGCUUCACAAGCAAGACAGCUUGCUGAGACAUACCAGCAGCUGCAGCAUUACUGGCUCCCCUAGCAGAAACAGCCUUAAAUCUCCUGACCCGCUUGUUAUUUAUUACACUUUGCCUAGAAAAUCAGCUAGCAUUGCUGGUAGUAUUAUGUCAGAUACGCCCAUCUCUUUACCUAGAGAAAGUAGAACAACAUACGAUUGUUUAAGGUCUGAAACUCCAUGUAGAGCUGAUGCCUUUUGUUCUAAGAAAAGAGAUGUGUCUUGUUUAGACUCAAAACAUUCCUUUUUAACAUCAGCAUCAUUAAAUGCUGCUACAAGUAACAAAGAUUACCCCAGUCCUUUAACCAAAAGUCCUAAUGAUUCAGUAAGUAGUAGUACAUCAGUUGAACUGACAGACAGAUGUAAACAUCUAAGCAGAAGAGAAUCCUCUGUGGUUUCAGAUUGUAAGGAGAGGGGAAAUUUUUUGCAGAAAUAUAAAACUACAAGCACAUUUACAGUUUGUGUUGAUGAAGAUCAUGUCAAGUAUCAUGAACUAGUUUCAAUUUAUUACACAUUACCACGAAGGCAUUCAAGAACAUUUUGUAACCUCUUUAGAGAUAAUUCAGAGGAUGCAGAUUUACCUUGUCCCAAAGAAAAUGCUCAGUCACCAAGAAUACAAAACAAGAAAAAUGAAGGUCAUGUGAGUUUAGCAAAUGUUUUUUUCCCCAGUACUUUGGAAAAAGAGGUGCCUUCAUAUUCAUCUGACGAAGCAUCUUCCGCUCUGGUCACACCUCAGAACUUAGGAACUGCUGCUGAUAGUGAAGAAGAGAAUUCCCACUUAUCUCCUAGCUCUGAGAAGAUAUGUACUUCAAAGUCAGUGAGUAUGGUACCUAGUGGGAAAGAUGGUUCAGCAGAUCUUUCAUUAGCAGAAAAUGUGCUUUCAGACAUGGUGACAAAAGAAAUUUCUUUUGGUGGUCCACAAUCCACUGCAAUAGUGGCUAAGUCAGGUAAGGCCAUGUCUGAUGCUUCAAGCAGCCAAAAUACAGAAAUAUGUCUAAAAGAAAAGAAGGACAUUUUACAAACAGCCACACCGCUGAUGUCCACUUUAUCAACCCUUCCCAAGCCAGGCAGACGUUUAGAGAAUCCUUUGUAUUCUACUUCAACAAAUAAAAAUAUUAUACAGAAGGGAAACUCUGAAAACUGCCGUCAGCCCCUUAAAGUGAACACCAAUAAAAAUCUGAACAGUUUACUCCUCCACCCAGAAGAGAAGAGUUCCCUUGGAAGGAACAGUAACACAGAAUGUGCUGAUGUGCCACUUCCUCCUGCGGAAGACACGUACAGGGAUAGUACCGAAGUCAAACAGAGAGUAAACUUCCUACACCAAACCACCCCUCUGUAUAAUAAUAAAUGUAGUGGACUGCAAUUAAGGGCUGACAGUUCAAGAAAAAAUGCAAAUUAUUUAAACUCUUGUAGCAAAGUGCUUUCAGAGUCUCAGAACAAAGCAUCUGAGGUAAGCACAGUUUCCAGUGCUGAUCCAUUACUUCAGCUAGAUGAAGUGGUUAGCACAGAUACAGAUGAAUUAAAGAAAUCAAAAAUUAAAAAAGAGCAAAACUCACAGAGUACUCGGAUGGGUAAAGAUAAUAGUGGUUUUCAGGAAUCAGAGAGGUACAGUGAAGGCAGCCUGAACAUUAACUGUAAAGAUAAAGUCCUCAGGGUUACACAAGAUCAGAAGAGAACAGAGGGUGCAGAAGAUGAGAACAAGCUUCUCUCUGACUGCACAAGAGACAAAGUCAAAGAUAUAGAAAAAAGGAAAAACAGACCUUCAAUUAAAAAUAAACUUGCAGCUGUUUACAAAACAAGUCGAAAAUUUUCAAGUAAAAAUUUACCCCCCAAACCGCAUAUAAGUAACAUAUUUUCACAGAACAACGGAAGUGCCACUUCUUUGGAGGUCAACGUGUCCCUUGACUCAUUGAUUUCAAUAGAUCCCCAUCAGCCAUUCCUGCAGUUGGACAAUGAAAAUCAGAAUCACAGUCUGGACCCUGACAAGAAUACGCCAAGACCAAGAACAGCUGAGAAUAAGAAGACUGAAAAUCGGAAUGAUCCUUCUUUCCUUGUUAAUAGCAAUUGGAAGUGUUUUACAAGCUCGUACACCCAGAAGGAAGCCACCAGUCCCAGAAAAACUGCGGUGAAAGUGGAAAAUAUGCCAAGUCUUACAACCCUAUUUCCAGAUAAAACGGUAACCACAAGAAAUAAGAAUUCCCAAACAUCUGAUCUCAGGUUAGAAAGCAAAAGCCAGCCCAUCUCCCCCAGUGCUACUACAUCAGACCCACUGGAUGAUGAGAAAAGAAGAGCUAGCAGUCGUGCCUGCAGUCCAUCCUUGCCACUUCUAACUGACAAAAACUCAAACACAUAUGUAAAUAGCUGCUUGCAGGCAGACACAUGUCCAGAACAAAACUUGACUUCCUGGACAGUGCUUGGUCGGUGUCAAAAUACCUGUCAGUCUGCUAGCUUAAAAAAUGCUAACUUGCAUAGCCAUCAGUUGCGCAAGAGUCAUGCCAAAAGUCAGCGUGAGCGUCACCUUUCUGAGAGUAUUUGUGCUCGAGAUUCCUGUGAGACCUUCGCCUUGGGAAGCAAUAUUCUAACAAAAGAUGGUAUACAUGGGAGGAGAUUUAAAUCUUACUCAGAGCUGUUGUCUUGUGAUGAAAAUGAAAACUGGGCAUCGGACGAUGAAAAAUGUUACAGCGCUAGGAAUUUGAUGUAUCCUUCGGUUGAAUUUGGUAUAUUUGGCAAAGAACAACAGUUGGCUUUCCUGGAAAAUAUCAAGAGGUCACUCACAGAAGGGCGAUUAUGGAGACCUUGUCUUCUUAAUAACCCUGGUGCUCUCAGAGAUAGAGAGACCCCUUCUAUAAAAAGGGCUGAGCUUUUGAGCUCAAGUUCUGCUGAGAGCAAAAUGUCAUCGGCUGCUUCAUCCCCCCGAGAGCCGACUGAUAUCUAUCGGGAAGACCCAGCAGCUUAUUCGGACUCAGACAGUGAUACCACUACCGAUGAUGAAUACUACCUAGAUGAGAUAGAUAAAGAAUCGGAGCUAUGAAGGGCCCAUGGUACUAAGACGGCAGGAUAGCUCAGUAGUUUCUGGGCAGGCAAAAACACCUAAAAUACUUCGAGCCAGUUCUUGUGCUGCUAUAAAUUGGUACAACUUCAUUAAUUUUAAAGAAGUUAGUAUGUCGUGUUAGCUUGAGCAUUUGACUUUUGUCUUAACAAUGGUGAAGCCACAUACUUGUUUCUCCUAGCAGGGAAAAAGAAUGUUAAAAAAUGCCUUCCCAAAAUAAUAGAAGGUAAACAACUGUGGAGCUUCGGGCAGUAUAACUCCAGAGAUGGCUUUCCUCUGAGUCAGCAAGCAGUGGCUUAGGCUCCUGCCAGCUACGCAGUGCCGGAAUGGAUAAAUUCUGGCUUGAGCUACUUUUUCUUACAAGCCUUAACAGAAAACCUAGAGGUUACUUUGCUCAUAAAUUGCUGUUUCUCCAGUUUUCCUCAUUUACCAGAUCAAGCAUGAUAAUGCCAAUCCAUCCCACCCAACAAACACCCCACAAAACGAAACCUGUUCAGCAUUUUACAGCAUAUUGUGUAUGAAUGUUCUUUUUCUGCAUUCCUGGGAAGUGUAGCAGUAAUGUCUCUGGUGGCGUUUGUUCUGCUAUGCAGUUGAGGCAGAUUCCACACCAGGAUUUUUCUCCUCAGCAUUGCAAGAGCAGUGAGCAAUGUGAGUUGCAGAAGUGCUGCUAGUGCCUGGGAAACAGCUCGGCAAAGGGCACAGCACUGGAAAACUCACUGAAAUUCCUGAGGAUGUUAAGAAACACAGCUGAGCAUGGAAAUCUGCUUUUCAGACAUGGGAAAUUAAUAACCGGCACAGCUUUGGCUAAAAUUGAGAUGAACAGCCAGAUUUCUGCCUUUGAUUUAGGAACGGGUUAAUUUGGAUUAGCAAUCUGACACUUUAACCCAUGCAAAAUGUAAAAAGAUUUACCCUAUUUAUUUCCUAUAUAAACCUCAUAGGUUGAAUCCUAAGUUGCCCUAAUAGCGGGAAGACAACCAUAACCAAUACAACUUGUUACAUCCCUACGUUCUCCUGCUGCCCCUGUGCUUGGCUGGUCUCGGGGUGAGGCACCUGCAGUCGCUGGGCUCCUUCAGGGCAGCACCACCCGAGGCGGCCCAAGAGGGCACUUGGCUGGGUCACAACUGCGCCGUACAGACUGGUGGGUUUGUACAUACGAAGUAAAUAAAACCAGUAAGAAAUCCUCUUUGCCUUUUGCUAAAUUACCAUCCUUUUUUGGUAUUUUUCAACCAUUCUCACUGUCAUCACGGUACUUUUUAUCCUUUGAACUGAACGGCUGUAAACGCUUUCUAGUGGCUCUUCUUCAGCCACACUAAUAAUGUAGUAUUAUUAGUCAGUAGCCAAAACUCGUCCCUGGCCAUUAAAUUUCUAACUAAGCUUUGAUUUCUUCUUAUGCAAAAUCAGAAGUGGCUCACUGAGCCAGAAGAUAGUAUUUUUAAAUAAUGAUACAUUCACUUCUACUUUAUUUCUAAUUUCACAUAUGGUCUAAAAUGAUGAUCCAUAUUUUUAUACACUUUUUAAUUCAAUAAAAUUUCUGUAGAACAUAAUUAUAUUUUUGUAACUGGAAGGACAGUAUACUGGUAUUUUAAAAUAAUAUAUUUUACACAAAACAAGCAAUGCUUGUAUUACUGACUACUCCACAAGAAACUAAAAGAUAAAAAUACUGUAGUAGGUAACUGGAUUCCUUAUUUUUUUAUACUGUAAACUUCGUUAAAGAAGUGGGUCUGUAGUUCAAAUCUGUACCGAUAUAUAAGUGUUAUUACUUUAUACUGGGGUAAUUUGUCUUUUGUUGUACAUAGAAGGACUAAUAUAGUAUUUAUAGUCAGACUUGAUCUCUAUGACAUGCCUGAAUUGGAAGGAUAUAAACAUACGUUGACAUAUGCAAUGCUGGAAGGAAAUGACUACUGUAUAAUUGCUAUCCUGUAAAAUGGGGUAUUCUAAGGAGAAAUUAUGUUUUUCUGUAAAUGGCUCUAUUCUAUAUGUACAGGAUGCUGUAGAGUAAGACAAUAAAACCAGUUGAGUAUCAGGAAUUUCUGCUGCUGUACAUUUCUGCAAAAUAUGUUAAUCCAAAAAUUGGGAAUACCAGCCUACAUAAGGUAAAGAGUAAUAAAAUAAAUGUUUACAAGGGAAGUAAAUGGUCGUACAGUUUUUCUUGACUAGAAGUGGAUGGUUUAGAACAUUUUUAUUUGUAAAUAUUUUCUACCUGUUCAAGAAGUUGGAUUAAGUUCUCCCCUUGCUGGCAUAAUUUUUUUCAUUUGCUGUGCUAUGUACGUACAGGAAAUUAGGUGGCUUGAUUUAAUGUAAGCAAGUAAAAACUGCUUUUGGUCAUAAAUCAGUUGUGGAAGACUGCAGCCUAUUGAGGAUCUGUAAACUAAUAUUUACACUGAAUAAUGGUAGUCUGCAAAACAGACAACUGCAUGAAAACAUAGGGAGAAAUACCCUUUGAAUAGCAAUCAGCUCCAUUCAGUUUAGCAGAGCUGGAUUUUGACACCUUUGCUCUUCCAAGCUUUUUCUUUGGCAAAAGUAUAUUCUAUAAAUGUUCGUAAUUUAUAGGAUUUUCAUAUUUAAAAUUAUUUGUUUGAAAUAA
Harpia harpyja (harpy eagle) is the source of this 8697-nucleotide messenger RNA. RefSeq names its product exophilin 5 (gene EXPH5). The transcript has 6 exons. Gene Ontology annotation, cellular component: endosome. Gene Ontology annotation, molecular function: small GTPase binding. The record is from RefSeq and is a predicted model, not a curated record. Lineage: Eukaryota; Metazoa; Chordata; Aves; Accipitriformes; Accipitridae. Bases 156 to 6095 code for a protein of 1979 amino acids. Gene Ontology annotation, biological process: positive regulation of exocytosis; positive regulation of protein secretion; multivesicular body sorting pathway.